AUGUCAGGAGGCGGUACCUCUGGUAUAGUCCUCGCAGCCCGACUCUCAGAGGAUGACUCCAAAUCUGUCAUCAUCCGCGAGGCCGGGAGGAACCUGGCCGACGAUUUCCGGGUGCAGACCCCCGCCCUCUGGACGACUCUCCUCGGAUCAGAAGCAGAUUGGCAGCUUAUUACCGCUCCACAGACCGAGCUGCGCAACCGUAUAAUCAAGGAGCCCCAGGGAAAACUUCUUGGUGGCUCUUCCGGUAUCAAUGGCCUUCAUAGGUCCCUCCAGGCUGAGAUCCAUGCCUGGUCCAAAUCGAGUGCGAUUGACUGGACAUGGGAGAAGCUAUCACCGUACUAUAAAAAAUCAUACACCCUCCAGUUACCCGACGAAGCCACUAGGGAACAUAUCGGCCUGGGCUGGGUUGACCAGAAUGUCAAUGGGGACUCAGGCCCUAUCAAUAUCUCCUUCCCUGCUGUACUGCAAGACCCAUUGUCCAAGGCCUGGGUCGACACCUUCAAAGGAAUCGGAUAUAGUCUUACUGCCGAUCCAUUCUCCGGCAACUCUAUCGCCGGGUAUUCUAACCUGGCGACAGUCGACUAUAAGACAAAAACAAGGAGUUACGCGGCAACUGGGUAUGGCCUUCCUGCCAUGCAGCGGCCGGGUGAUGCCGGUGUUACGGCGACGGGGGUGAAGGCGAUUUUACAAGGGGAGUUAUCUACUAUUAAAGCGAAAAAGGAGGUUAUCCUCACUGCAGGAGCUCUCAACACCCCAAAGCUACUUGAACUUUCUGGCAUUGGGAACAAGGCAAUUCUAGAUCAAUUCAACAUCCCUGUUGUUGUUGAGAAUCCUAAUGUGGAUGAGAAUAUUCAGGACUAUUUAAUGAGCAGGAUCAGUUCUGAGCAGGAAGUAAUGCAAAAUGCAAUGCAGCUCUAUACCAAGCACAAGGCAGGCCCGAUCACUAUUGAAGCUAAGCAGGCUUAUUUGAACAGGUUCAUUCCACAGCCAGAAGGCCGAGACCAAGUGAUUCGAGACAUUUACGCAGCUGAUAACGAGCCCACGUGUUCAAUCUUCGUGGGUCAGGAGCUUCUUCCCGGGAACUUUCUCAGCUUGGGUCUUGAGCUCAGCCUACCAUACUCUCGCGGAUCUGUCCAUAUCGCCUCGGCAGACCCCAAUGUGCCCCCUACUAUCGACCCUCGGUAUUUCUCCAACCCGUUAGACCUAGAUAUCAUGGCCCGCAACUUGUUGGACUUCCUGGUCUAUGGGGUCACUAACCUGCGGGUGUGUGAUGCCAGUGUCUUUGCCUUGGUGCCGCCGGCUAAUAUCAUGUCUACUGUGUACGCUGUCGCGGAGAGGGCGGCGGAUAUCAUCAAAUCCGAUGCUUGA
This is a messenger RNA of Aspergillus oryzae RIB40, 1368 nucleotides long. RefSeq names its product GMC family oxidoreductase. The record is from RefSeq and is a predicted model, not a curated record. Gene Ontology annotation, molecular function: flavin adenine dinucleotide binding; oxidoreductase activity, acting on CH-OH group of donors. Lineage: Eukaryota; Fungi; Ascomycota; Eurotiomycetes; Eurotiales; Aspergillaceae.